Molecule: messenger RNA, 2474 nt
Organism: Pomacea canaliculata
Lineage: Eukaryota; Metazoa; Mollusca; Gastropoda; Architaenioglossa; Ampullariidae
Product: probable ATP-dependent RNA helicase DDX17
Exons: 14
Coding region: 192-1868 (558 amino acids)
Cellular component (GO): cytoplasm; nucleus; ribonucleoprotein complex
Molecular function (GO): RNA binding; RNA helicase activity; ATP binding
Source: RefSeq, a predicted model, not a curated record
GAAUUAACAUCCUUGACCUAGGAUCCGGGAUUAUACGCAUGCGCAGAGAACCACGUGACCAAUAGUCUACACGUGGUGGCUGUCAGCGCACGGACGCAUUUAGCUCGUGGUCUGUGUGAAUAAGCGAUCGAAACUGUUUUAUCUCACGACAGGUUGAAUACAAGUCCAAGGUACAAUUCUGCAACCCAACAAUGAAUAAUUCAUCAGGAAGAAUGGAUAGGAGUGGAGGAUUUGGAAGGUCAGACAGAAGCAAUAUACGUGGUGGCAUGGGAGGGGGGAGAUUCAAUAACGGAAGGGAUUUUUCAAUGAACGGCAUGCAGCGUGGAGAACGUCUUCGUAAGCCAAACUGGAAUAUAGAAGAACUUCCACCUUUUGAAAAAAAUUUCUACAAGGAGCUGCCUAGUGUUACAAACAGGUCUCCAAUGGAGGUUUAUCAAUUUAGGCAGACUCAUUCCAUCACAUUGUCAGACAAGCGAGUGCCAAAUCCUGUCAUGGCCUUUGAAGAAGCAAGUUUGCCAGACUACCUGAUGAACCAAAUUCGUAAAAAUAGCUUUGCAUCACCAACACCCAUUCAGUCACAAGCCUGGCCGAUUGUCAUGUCUGGCAGGAAUCUAGUAGGCAUUGCUAAAACAGGAUCUGGAAAAACCUUAGGGUUUAUUUUGCCUGCUAUUGUACAUAUCACUAACCAAGCACAUCUGGCUCGUGGAGAUGGACCAAUUUGUCUUGUUCUUGUCCCAACCCGAGAACUGGCACAACAAGUUCAAGAAGUGGCUUCAGAAUAUGGUCGCACAACUCAGGUUCGCAGUGUAUGUGUUUAUGGUGGUGCGCCAAAGGGACCACAGAUACGAGACUUAGAAAGGGGUGCAGAAAUUUGUAUUGCCACGCCUGGACGUCUCAUUGAUUUCUUGGAAGCUAAUCGCACCAACCUGCGCCGCUGUACAUAUCUGGUGCUCGAUGAGGCAGAUAGGAUGCUUGACAUGGGCUUUGAACCUCAGAUCCGAAAGAUCAUUGAACAAAUUCGUCCUGACCGUCAAACUCUCAUGUGGAGUGCCACCUGGCCCAAGGAAGUGCGCAAGUUGGCUGAAGACUUCAUUUCUGAGUUUGUGCAGAUUAACAUUGGCAAUGUUGAGCUUGCCGCCAACCACAACAUCCUUCAGAUUGUUGAUGUGUGCAUGGACCAUGAGAAAGAGGAGAAACUUGUGAAGUUGUUGAAUGAAAUUAUCGAGGAAAAGGAGAACAAAACUAUUAUAUUUGUGGACACGAAAAGGAAGUGUGAUGACCUGCAUCGUAGAAUGAAGCGUGAUGGAUGGCCAGUCACAUGCAUUCAUGGAGAUAAAUCUCAGCAGGAGAGAGAUUGGGCAUUAAAUGAUUUUAAGCAGGGGAGAUCAGCAAUCCUUCUUGCAACAGAUGUUGCCUCCCGUGGCUUAGAUAUGGAUGACAUAAAGUUUGUGGUGAACUAUGACUACCCAAAUGGCUCGGAGGACUACAUUCAUCGUAUUGGGCGCACAGGGCGAGCUCAUAAGACAGGCACAGCCUACACCUUCUUCACGCCUAGCAACAUCAAACAAGCUAAUGAACUCAUCAAUAUACUCCGUGAGGCAAAUCAGCAGGUCAGCCCCAAGCUCAUCCAGAUGGCUGAAAAUGCUAGAGGCUUAUCAAAAGGAAGGUCACGCUGGGGUGGUGGUGACUUCGGUAGAGGUCGUGGAGGGCGCGGACGCUCAGGUGGCUAUGGAGGUGCACGGUCCUAUGGAGCUUCAACCAGUGGUUCCUACCAGAAGAAUGGCAGUGCUGGAGCAGCUGCUAAUGGCUUCACUAAUGGCUACAGCUCACAGAAAACUGGACAAUGGAACAGUGGUGGACAGUAUUGAUCUAUUCUGAAACAUCCCUUUGUUUGUCACUCAGAGACUGUGAUCAUCUUCGCUAGCCUCACACCUUUGACCAUUAGGACUGCCUUUGCUGGCUGUUCCUUCUUCAGUGCUCAGAGAAAUGGCACCUGUUGCCUGCUGGGAAAGGCAACUGUGAUCAUCGAAAGCAGCCAGGCUGUAGUAUUUGAUGGUGGGAUCUGGCACAUCGUAAAAUAUUGUUUUAGGUGUUUAUUUUGGUUAUGGUGAUUUUGUGCAUUUGUCAUCGUGUUUGUUGUCAUAAAUUUCUUUGCUUCAGGUCAUGUCCCCAAUAAACAAUCAUUCUGAACUAUUUUUUGGAAAUAAAGAUUUUGUUCUUCCCAGAUAGCAAUUCAAGGCAUCUGUGUAUGAAGGAACAACAACAGUGAAACAUUUAACACCGACUUGACAAGGAUAAAAACAGUAGUGCGCUUGAAAUGCUAUGUUUGAGUUAUAUGUCAAAUGCUCAUUGAAAUAUAUAAGCACUCUAAGUACUGUUCUCGAUCAAAAAACACAAGUAACUUAAAACUCCUUUUAUUUUAAAACUAAAUGAAAUUUUGUCUUUGUUUAAAAAUAAAAAAUUUGCAACUAUAA